Molecule: messenger RNA, 3411 nt
Organism: Cladocopium goreaui
Lineage: Eukaryota; Dinophyceae; Suessiales; Symbiodiniaceae
Source: the annotation of a GenBank genome assembly
AUGGAUUACAAGACUUUGCACGGUCAGUUUCCUCCAUGGCCAUCUGACCCCUUGGAUUCUAUGUAUGUGAUUCUGAUGCAGUUACCAAUUGGAGUCUGGAUUCCAAUGCGACAUCUGUUUGCCGUGUGCUCUGUCUUCGGACUUCCGCGGGUGCAGACAUUUGCGUACGUCGAGUCUUGGGUGUGCUUAUCUGUCGUGGAAUUUUCCUCGGAUCAAUUGUUUGUUCGCAUUCCGGUCAACAGUUCGUGCUUGCAGAAAGACCAAUGUUCUGAGAGAUUUCAAUUCUUGAAACCAGCACCGCGUGCAGUCAUUGACUUGGAUUUAGAGAAUGAUGCUUUGUCUGAUGUGGAAAUGUCUCCGGUGCACCAUGAUGAUUCACCUCAUCACAUUCGAGACAAAAGUGAAUCGCACAAAAGACAUCUUGGCAUGUCCUUGGAUGAGUUUCUCAGGCAAGAAGAUGAGGCGCUGGCAGAUAUUCUGGGCAUCCCUUCUUCUGUGACCUGUGGGGCUGAAAUUGCUACGUCCUCAAGUUCCUCUGCACGCUUGGUGUCGUUUCCAACAGAUGAAGAGAUUCAUUCCAUGUUGCGCGAGGAAGAGCAGAGGACAAUUGAGGUGGAAGCUCUGUCCACUGAUCCUGAAGAAGUCGUGUCUGAUUACAAGCCGACAAAGUUCGGACGGUGCACCACUUGCCAAUACAGCCGAAAACCGCAUCUGUUCCAAAGUGGUGCAAACGCUGGUCACAUUCGCUUGGUGUGCUCACAGUGGUGGAAGCUGAUUGACGGUAAGAGACAGUGUUGGACGUCGGCACCAUUGUCAGACGAUCUGUGGCCAAAAAUUCCAAAGUACUUGAAAAAUCAGCAUGCGAAGCUUCGAGCUUCAUUGUUGCGCAAUGGGGCUACGCUGGUUAAGAAACUUAAAGGCCAGUUGAAAAGCAAGUCAAGCAGACUUGAGCCAAAGCAUCCAGAUGCCCGUUUGCAUGUCAGAGCUGGAACAAAGUGGCAAAAGGAAGCCCGCAAGGCUUACUCCAAGAGUCCAAAGUCCGAGAAGCAACCGAGGCGCAUAGACUCCAGCUUUGAUUGGAGCGUUUCUUCGAGUGAUGAAGCCGCCCUGGAUUGGCUAUGUGAUCAUGGCUUUCUGCAGAAACCGAAAACAUGCCCUGAUUGUUCUGCCAAAACGCUUGGUGGUCCCUGGAAGCUAGAUCAGAGGCAAGAUAGACGGCCUUGGUGGUUUUGGCGCUGCAAAGCUUGGAAUUGCCAAAGAAGAAAAGCCUUGUUUUUCAACAGUCGUUUCGAAGGUUUGAAAGUGACUCCAGCAGAGUUGGCAUACAUGAUCAUGUCUUACAUCUCCGCCGUCUGGAACCAGUGCAUCUCCAUUGCACACUUUGUGCAGCUUACAGGACUUGGCUACAGUUCUUGCCGACACUUCUUGGACAUUAUGUCAGAACGUGAAGCGUUUGCAGGAAAAGCAUUGUCCAUGUCAGCCAAAGUCACCAAGUGCAUCGAAGCUGAUGGUACUAGUGUUGGCCGUUUCUGGGUGAAGCGCAGCAACAAAACGUACGCGGAUCAGAUCUACCAGUUGGAGAACCGAGAAGGUUUGCUUGCCCAAAAGCCGUCCACCGCAAGUGCCUUGGAGACUCAAUCAAAGAGAGUCUUAGGUAACGCAGCAGAUGAUUUGACAGAUGUGGCUCUUGCAGACCUGGCCAAAGCAAUUGCAGAAGCCAUCCACGCAGAGACUGCCGAGCAGGAAAUUGAAGAGGCCCAAGAGCUUCUCCAGAUGCUUCGCGCACAGUAUCUGAUGCAACUCCUGGAAACAGCCGUGGAAUCGGAGGACAUGACUGAGCUGCAUGCCAUGCUGCAAGCAGUCGAAGGCUGCCCCGAUCCGUUCAGCAGGGCGGUCAGAUAUCAGUUGAUGUUGCGGAAUGCUUUGUCCAGUUUGGGAGCCGUGCAGGUUCAGGGAUCAGCUGGUGACUUGCCCACAAGGAAGGCUGAGGAUGCACUCGGGUCCGAUCCGAAGCUUCCGAACUUGGCAUUGGAUAAUCGUGAGUCAGACUCCGCAGAUGGGAACAGUUCUUCUUCCCAUAUGGAUGAGAGUGACGAAAGCUCCAUAGCAGCUGCCAGAAGUCGCCUUGCUGAGAUACCGGUUGAGAUCCAGUUAGGCCAGCGCGCAUGUUCCAUGAAGGAGUUCAAAAAGGAAGGUGGCCUCCAAUCGCUCCAACCUCAGUUCAGUGGAAAGAAUGACACAGCCAUCCUAGGUGCUUUGAUGCAAACCUCCUACCUUGGUUUGCGCAUGCGUCGUUUUAAAUCCUUGCGAGACGUGGUGCGAAAGGUGACGUAUGACAUGCGUAUCAAGAGGAUCCUGGAGACUUGGACGGAGGUGACCAAUCCAAGGAAGAACUCAACAGAGAUGAAACCUGAGCCCUUGCAGUUUGACCCUCUCAUCACCAAGAAUCAGAUGGAUGUUUGGGAUGGCGUGGAUGUCCUGGAUCUUGACAAGAAGUGCAGCGAGCCCUUGUUUCAAGUCUUCAUGACCAUUUGGUACUCCCAAAAGAUGAGCCUUUUGGUGAAGGCAAAGACGGAAAAGGUCCAAGAGUACGUUCGGGCAGUGGAGGCUGGUUAUCACCGGCAGAAUCCGUACCACAACAACAGCCAUGCCGCUGAGGUCACCUUGAUGACCUACCAGAUUUGGACAUACCUUUCAGCUGGCUCUUUCAAGGGCUACUUUGAACAGGUCGACUUGUUAGUGGUUUUGCUGGCGGCCGCGAUUCAUGACAUCGGGCACCCAGCGACCAACAAUGACUUCCUGGUGAAGACAAAGGCUGAACUUGCAUUGCGAUACCAUGACACGGCUGUGCUGGAGAAUUUCCAUCUGGCCACUGCGUUUCAGCUGAUGCGCUCCAGGAGCAUUUCCAUGUUGGACCACAAUCUUCCAAGUCCGCCAGUGACCUCUUUGCGACGGCGAAUCGUAGAGAUCGUACUCGCGACGGACAUGGCAGUCCACAAGAAACAAGUGGAUGAUAUGGCCCGUUCAGUGGAGCGCCACACCAAUCGACAAGAGAUUGAUAAGCGGAUGCUCGAACAGUAUAUAGUUCAUACCGCUGAUGUUGGACAUCCCUUCCGCCCGGUGCCACAGCACCAAGAAUGGGCGAGAAGAGUCAACGAAGAAUUCCUUCAGCAAGGAGAUCGUGAAAAAGAACUAGGUUUCACUCCCAUUGAGAUGUUCGACCGAGAGAAGGCACCGCCGCUGCCAAAGAAUCAGCUGGGUUUUUUGCAGUUUGUAAUCCAGCCCUUGUGGAAGCCCAUGGAAGCACUACUCGCAACUUUGAUUGCUGGAAAGUUUCGGAUUCAGAUGUUGCACGUUCGCCCUGAAAACCGUACGAGUAAAACCCAAGUCUUCAGUAGUUCAACAUUCUGA